Messenger RNA from Pocillopora meandrina, 751 nucleotides. NCBI's taxonomy places the organism in Eukaryota, Metazoa, Cnidaria, Anthozoa, Scleractinia, Pocilloporidae. The record is from the annotation of a GenBank genome assembly.
UCCUCUGGGAACACCAAUAAAACCGAGCUGGAAAUUUUUGAUGCAAGCGAAGCGCAGGCAAACGCAAAUGCAGACUUAUUCAAGGUUAAGGACUCGACGAUGCCAUGGCAACGACAUGUUAGUAGACGUGGUUUAAAUUAGAAAAAAGUUGUGAGCUAAGGUCGUGACAGCAACUCAUUGCGAAAUGUCUUUAUAAAAUUUUGCUUCGUACGCAUUCGUACGCACUACUUCCAAGCAAUUCCAUUCUUAUUCUUCCUUUUUUUGAUCUCUUUCUACCCAACAUUUCCGGCAACAUUUUGCAAAAUUGCUUCAAUCUCUUCUGUGUUAAGACGGUAUGCAAGUAAGGAGGCAACAAAAUUGAAAGAGAGUGAUUAAAUACUCCGAUAAUGUAUAUCGUUCUGUACGUGGGAACAAUGCUUAGGAAGGCGCAUUUUGCUUCGUUAGGCUUUAGAAAUUGCAAAAAGGAUAAAUUUUGCCAUUUUUCUGAUAUUUAUUUAUAUCUUGACCUUAAGGUAACAGAGUAUUUGUUUAAUCUAUCGUUUUUAGUUCAACCAGCCAGAAGCAAGUUGAAAGACUCACAGAAAAUAAACGCCCUAUCCAGCAUGUUGUGUUAAAUGAUCCUUAUUAUACCGUUAAAAAUGAUGUCAUCUAUGCACGCGCAGCCACUGUUCCGACACGCGUAACUUACCCAGCCAUUGACACGCCGGUACAACCUGUCACCUCGAAUCAUCCUCAGUGUUCAUUACUGUGA